ACAGGAACAUAAAACUCGAACGCCUUAAGGUUCGCGUCCAUUGGCACGUGCCGGACGCACCGCAUACAUGACCCGCAAUUCAUUGCUUGACGAUAUAUGCCGUCUUUUGAUGCGGACGCGGAUAAUGGACAUGUAAAAUCAUACAAAGUAAACUUAAAUCCGUUGCGGAUCGUGCGUGCGGUGCGUCCGGCGCGAAACAAUAGACACGUACCUAUAAAGUUCAUUGAGACAUUAACCGGAAUCGUACGAAUAACGCUUCGCCGUCGCGGCAGAGAGAGACAAACGUAUGGGAAAACAUGAGACCGCUAUAUAUAUACUGACGUCAUCGCCGGACAUGUUCGGACGAACUUGUGUCUAAAUGAAUCCUUAAAACUGUAGUUAGUAGUUUUAAGAGUCACUGUUUUGGUUAUAAAAAUAGUUUUUCAACUAUUCGAUAUAAGAAGAACCUGAAAUUUAUGUGCGGUUGUAUUUUUCUGCAAGUUAAUCCAAAUUCUGCAGUAUACACAAUAGUGUGGGAGCCGGAUGAUGACCCUGCAGAGCCUGAAAAGCCUGAAGAACCUGAGAAGUCUAAAGAACCUGAAAAACCUUCGAAGCCUGAAAAGCCUGCGAAGCCUGAAAAGCCUGCGAAGCCUGAAAAGCCAGUAGAGCCGGUUGUAAGUGAUACAACUACAGAAAGCAUCAAUAGAUGGCGCUGUGACAGUAAUGAAACACCAGAUGUAUCAUGGGUUAAAGGGAAAAAUGGUAAUAAAAUGAUAUUAGUUGAUGGAUAUUUCUUCACGAGACACGCGGCCUCUGGCGGGAAGAUGAGAUAUCGCUGCUGCAAAUACAACAUUGGAUGUACCGCUUGCCUCUACACUUUAUUGGACGACUCCGCUGUUGUACGCAUGAAAAAUGUUCACAAUCAUCCUAUAAAUAUACGAAGAUAUUACCCAUACUAUUAAAAAGAUAUAUUACGUCUCAGAAUUAGUCUGAGUAUUAAGUAUUAAGCGAUUCUCUAUAUUUAACUUUUGCUUGGAUUAUGUAUUUGAUAGAGUGCGCUAUCUUAAUUCUAUUUUAAUGGUCUUCCUUAGCGCUUAACUAACGUCUCUGUGUGCAACUACUAAUGAUGUAUGUAGGAUAAACAGCUUUAUGUGUUUUGAAGAGUUAAGAUAAGAUUGUUCUUAGCCAGAAAUGUACUCAGCUUUCUCUAGUCUAAUAGUUUACUUUUAAUAGUGUUCUAAAUGUAAUAGUUUGUUAUUCGUGUAGUAAAUAAAAUGUUUUAAAAGGUAAUAGACUUUCAAUUACAGAUGAAAAAUCUGUUUAUGAUUGCGAUAUAUCAUGCUUGGACUGUUUGAAAAACAAUGAUCGCCUUAAGUUACUACGUCCGCGCAGAAUUAAAAAAAAUUCAAAAUCGGAGC
Molecule: messenger RNA, 1397 nt
Organism: Papilio xuthus (Asian swallowtail)
Lineage: Eukaryota; Metazoa; Arthropoda; Insecta; Lepidoptera; Papilionidae
Exons: 3
Coding region: 456-941 (161 amino acids)
Source: RefSeq, a predicted model, not a curated record